CUGAGCUUUGACAGCAACAGCUCAAGAGCGGCUGAAGGCUCCAGGCAGCUGCUGGGACUCUGGACACCUGCUGCUACAGAGGCGGCACAAGAAGUCCAUCACCUGGCGAGGUCGUUCCUCCUUUGUAAAAUCUCCACAGCUGUUAAAGGCAAUCAGUCAUGUCAUCUGCAGUGCUGUUCAAUAUGCUGCGUUGUGGUCGCUCCACAAUCUCCAGACAAACCUUCCUCUCCAUACGAUCCUCACCAGAAACCUCCACGGCCUCUGGACAGGUGGGCGGGGCAUUGUUUGGGACGGUGGGCGUGCGGCAGGGAAGUGGAUCAGUCAGAUUGGACGGUGACAUCAGCGUCCGUCCAGUGACCUGGGACUCAUUUGGUAUUUGGGACAACAGGAUAGAAGAACCAAUACUACUGCCCUCCAGUAUCAGAUAUGGAAGACCCAUCCCACAGGUCAGUCUGUCUCGGGUCGGCAGUACGUCUGUUCUCGGUCUUAGGAAUCAGAACGAGGACCGUCUCCGCAUCGGCCGUAUUCAUGACAACCUACUGUACUUCGCUGUGUUCGACGGCCAUGGUGGCCCGCAUGCUGCAGACUACUGCUACACCUUCAUGGAGAAAUUUAUCAGAGAUGCUUUGGAACAGGAUGAUGAUCUGGAGAAAGUUUUAAAGAAAGCCUUUUUAGAUGCUGACAAGGCUCUACACACACAUCUCAGCUACUUCAACAAUGCCUCUUUCCUGACAGCUGGCACCACUGCAACGGUUGCUUUACUACGUGACGGCGUAGAGCUGGUGGUCGGUAGCGUUGGUGACAGUCGGGCAAUGUUGUGCAGGAAUGGAAAAGCCAACAAGCUCACCACAGACCACACACCUGACUGCGAGGACGAGAGACACCGGAUCCAGAGGUUUGGAGGUUAUGUGACAUGGAACAGCGUGGGUCAGGCUAAUGUUAACGGGAGGCUGGCCAUGACACGAAGCAUUGGAGACUUCCACCUGAAAGCUAGCGGUGUUAUCGCAGAGCCAGAUACCCAACGACACACCGUAAGUUUUCCUACUGUUUCCUCAGUCCUCUGACUUUCAAGUGAGUUU
Pundamilia nyererei is the source of this 1079-nucleotide messenger RNA. RefSeq names its product protein phosphatase, Mg2+/Mn2+ dependent 1Ka (gene ppm1ka). The transcript is spliced from 7 exons. NCBI's taxonomy places the organism in Eukaryota, Metazoa, Chordata, Actinopteri, Cichliformes, Cichlidae. The record is from RefSeq and is a predicted model, not a curated record. Gene Ontology annotation, molecular function: protein serine/threonine phosphatase activity; cation binding. Gene Ontology annotation, biological process: protein dephosphorylation. Bases 159 to 1064 code for a protein of 301 amino acids.